This is a messenger RNA of Wickerhamiella sorbophila, 1872 nucleotides long. Its product is annotated as Phospholipid:diacylglycerol acyltransferase. Bases 1 to 1872 code for a protein of 623 amino acids. The record is from RefSeq and is a predicted model, not a curated record. Gene Ontology annotation, cellular component: cytoplasm; perinuclear endoplasmic reticulum. Lineage: Eukaryota; Fungi; Ascomycota; Dipodascomycetes; Dipodascales; Trichomonascaceae. Gene Ontology annotation, molecular function: phospholipid:diacylglycerol acyltransferase activity. The transcript has a single exon. Gene Ontology annotation, biological process: triglyceride biosynthetic process; lipid storage.
AUGUCAGUGCGCCAUCGAGGACAUGGCAAAAAAGAUGGCCAUGAGCAUGCGAAGUCCUCUAAGCAACAAUCGCCAGGUGAUUCUAAGCAAAAGAAGAAGAAAAGCCGAGGGCCGCUUGGUAAAUUGGGCUCCAUCUUCGUCCUCCGGGGCUGGCGCUUGAGUUUGCUAAUUGGCAUCGUCUUGGGCAUUUGCGCCGCAAUCUAUUAUAUGCAGUACACAGGCAAGAUCGGUUUUGAUGAUAUUUCCCUGAACAACUUCAAAAUCUCACACAGAGAUCUUUUGCCACGCUCAAUUCUUGAGGAAUUCGAUGCAAUGACGAGCUCGAGCAGCGAGCUCAGUGACUCGUUUGAGGUCGGCGCUCACCUCGCUGGCGAAGGUUACUCUGCCAAACACCCCGUUGUUUUGGUUCCUGGUGUGAUUUCCACCAGUCUUGAGUCUUGGAGUGUUACCGGGACAGAAGAAUGCCCCUCCAAGCCUCAUUACCGUAAACGACUCUGGGGCAGUUGGUACAUGAUCCGCACAAUGUUUACAGACAAGAAAUGUUGGCUACAGCACCUCAUGCUGGACAAUGAGACUGGUCUUGACCCGCCUGGCAUCCGUCUUCGAGCUGCACAGGGAAUGGAAGCUGCCGAUUUUUUCAUGUCUGGAUUUUGGCUCUGGAGUAAAAUCAUUGAGAAUCUAAGUGCUCUCGGAUACGACACAAACAACAUGUCAGUUGCCGCAUACGACUGGAGAUUGGGAUUCCCUGAUUUAGAGCGCCGCGACCGCUAUUUCAGCAUGCUGAAACGUCAGAUCGAACUGAACUCCCUCUCGAGCGGCCAGAAAACUGUUUUAGCUGGACACUCGAUGGGCUCACAAGUUAUUUUUUAUUUUUUCAAAUGGGUAGAAGCCGAAGGCUUUGGUGAUGGCGGCAAGAGCUGGGUCAACGACCACAUCGAGGCUUUUGUCGACAUAUCGGGAUCAAUGCUUGGUACUCCCAAAGCCUCGUCUGCUCUAUUGAGUGGCGAAAUGCGUGACACUGUCCAAUUGAACUCAAUGGCUGUGUAUGGUCUUGAAAAGUUCUUUGGCCGCCACGAGCGCCGCGACCUUGCCCUGUCUUUCCCCGGUGUGGCCGCAAUGAUUCCCAAAGGCGGCGAUGCAGUCUGGGGCACUUUGGACAGUGCGCCUGAUGAUAUCCUCACCAACGGCUCGCUGCCGUCGCAUGGUAGCUACGGGAAAUUCCUACGGUUCUCGGAGACUAAAAGCGCUUUCUCAGAAAAGAACCUCACUGCUGCGGAAACUACAGAGUACUUGCUUAAUUUAGCGCCUGAGUGGUACCGAAAGCGAGCCAACAGCAUGUUCUCGCAUGGACUGGCCAAGACUAGAGCAGAAGUAACCGCCAACGAGAACGACCCGUCCAAAUGGGUCAAUCCUCUAGAAGUUGCACUGCCAAAUGCCCCAGACCUCAAGAUUUAUUGCUUCUAUGGCGUUGGUAAGCCCACGGAACGUGCGUACACUUACCAAGACUCCUCUAACGAUACCUCGACGCCUCUCAAUGUCACCAUGGAAUAUGGCAGUGAUGACAGCGUAGUUAGUGGAGAGGGAGAUGGAACGGUCUCGUUACUGACCCAUCUCAUGUGCCAUAAAUGGCAAGAGAAGGACUCUAAGUUCAACCCUGCAGGAUCCGAGGUCAAGAUUGUGGAGAUGCUGCAUCAACCAGACAAGUUUGAUCUCAGAGGAGGCGCCAAAACCGCCGAGCAUGUGGACAUCCUGGGACGUACUGAGCUCAAUGAGCUGCUGCUGCGAGUCGCUGCUGGCCAUGGAGCUGAAAUCAGCCCCAGACUCGAAAGUAACUUGACCAAAUAUGCUGAGAAAAUCGAUCUAGGAGAAUAA